Messenger RNA from Schistocerca americana (American grasshopper), 3420 nucleotides. Its product is annotated as probable serine/threonine-protein kinase fhkE. Lineage: Eukaryota; Metazoa; Arthropoda; Insecta; Orthoptera; Acrididae. The record is from RefSeq and is a predicted model, not a curated record. The transcript has 7 exons. Gene Ontology annotation, biological process: intracellular signal transduction; positive regulation of apoptotic process; protein phosphorylation. Gene Ontology annotation, cellular component: nucleus. Bases 164 to 2737 code for a protein of 857 amino acids. Gene Ontology annotation, molecular function: protein serine/threonine kinase activity; ATP binding.
CAGCAGCUGUGGGGAGGGCGGACCGCGGCUUCACUGCUAGAUCGGCGGCGGAGGAGAGUGGUGGUGUGUCUUGCCAGCUCCUCCUGGCAGCUCAGGCGGACGGACGAGUCGCUCUGGUCUUUGUGUGUUGGUUGGGGGGUCGCGAGUUCCAAUUCCCGGUGCGAUGAGGGGCGAGGUGCGCGGCUCGGGCCGCAAGCCCGACGUCCUCAUGUCGUCGACGACUCCUGGUUUCCUGGAGCUCAGCCCGCAGAAGAUGGAGAAGUGGAUUACUCAGCAGCCCAUCGAGGAGCACUACGAAGUCGAGGAGCAGCCCUUCGCAAGGGGAAAGUACGCUGCUGUGCGCAUGUGCCGCCACCGGACGACGGGCGUGCGGUACGCAGCCAAGUUCCUGCGCAAGAGGCGGCGAUCCGAAGACCUGCGGCCUGAGAUCCUGCACGAGGUCGCCAUUCUGGACGCGUGCGCCGGCUCGCCGCGUAUCGUCCAGCUGCACAAGGUCUUCGAGAGCGAGAGCGAUAUGGUGCUGUUGCUAGAACUUGCUCCCGGAGGUGAACUUCAAAUGCUUCUAGACAGAGACGAAGUGCCCGAGGAGCGGCAGGUGCGUCGAUUGAUGCGGCAGAUACUGGAUGGCCUAGCAUACUUACACUCCAUAAAUGUGGCACAUCUUGACAUCAAGCCUCAAAACCUAGUUCUGACAGAUGAGUUCCCACACUGUGAAGUAAAGCUGUGCGACCUUGGCAUCUCUCGGUAUAUCAGUCAAGGAGCUGACAUUCGUGAUAUGCUAGGAACACCUGAUUAUGUUGCUCCAGAGGUCCUCAAUUUUGAGCCUAUCAGUCUCGCAACAGAUAUGUGGUCUGUUGGCGUCCUGCUUUAUGUGCUCCUCACAGGGUGCUCUCCAUUUGGUGGGGAUACAAAACAAGAGACAUUCUGCAACAUAUCUAAAUGCAUCCUCGAUUUCCCCGAAGACUUGUUCGAGGAUAUAUCUGAGGAUGCUAAAGAUCUCAUGUGCAAACUCAUAGUGAAAGACCCUAGCCAACGACUGACUGCGGAGCAGAGCCUAAAGCACCAGUGGUUCAUGGUAGAAGACGAUCUGCCAGCACCUGUUACCAACACUGCUUUGUCAAAUCUUUAUGAUGCUGAACUACUAAUGGCACGUGUUGGUGAAAAGAUACAAGCUCAAAGAGCUGCACUUGCACAACGGGUUGCUAAUAUCCGCGCUGAAGUGGAAAGUGAAGAACCCACAGAGGAGAGGAGGCCACCCCUCCUGGCAAGGAGAAAAUCGCUACUUCGUAACAAAACAGAUGAAGACAAGAAAGGUGAGAAAGAAGAAACUAAGAGGACAGUGGCAUCCGUUCCCGAGAGGGCUGGAGUCACCUCGACAGAAACAAAUGAAGACAAUCAUUCCACUACUGGUAUGAAAUCCUUCCGAAGGCAAAAUUUUGUUAAAAAUAUGGGUAGUUUGGCCGAGAAAUUUGCAUCAAUUAAUAUGAUGGACAAUGAAGCUACUUCUCCCAGCAACUACAAAAACAACAAUUUUAUUAGUUGCACAACCAAAAGUGAUAAGUCAACUGAUGAAAAUAAGACACCUGUCAGUUCUUCAUCAGGCAAGUCUUUCAGCAGGACAAUUACUACAAAUGCUGUUACAUUUUCAACAUGUGCUACAAAUGUUGUGACAUCUGUAAGAACAGUACCAUCAGCAGUGCUAGGCAGUGUGCCUGCAAUCACAGUUAACAAUACCAGUGUUGGGUCUGUGAAGAACAUCAAGCCACUGAAUGUAACAAGCACUUUCCUCACUACUGGUACUACUACCACGCUGACAACAACUGUAGGAAAAAUUGUAACAUCCAUGUCUGUAUCAACUCUGAAGCCAGGAGAAGCUCGAUCAGUAAGCAAAGCUACUGCUAUGCAGACUAUGCCAGUGGGAUCACUGAGCAGUUACCGUCUGUCCCUCAGCAGCCAGGCAGUAGGCAGUACUAUCAUGCCUUCACAGGUAAAGAAGAAUAAUGGAAGGCUACCAUGUUUUGAAAAAGCACCACAAGAUGUCAUACGCAGAAGGGAACGGGACAAGAAGGAUCUUUUCAGUUUUCGGAAGUGCAUUAUAAUUGAUGACUCUGAGGAUGAUGUUGGAACAACAGUUUCUCCUCCUCUAUCCAUUGCUUCUGACACUAGUUCUGGAUUUUGUGAUCAGUUGACAAGUGAUUCUGGUAGUGAUUCAGUCAGUGAAAUGUCUAUAGAUUCUUCAAGUGAUAGGUCAAGUAUAAUUUCACUUGACGAACCUGUGGAUUAUAGUUACAGCAAACAAGGAAAUCGUCAUUUUGUUCAGCAUUCUCACAGGACAUUUACUUCAAACACCAGCGGAGGUGUUGCAAAUGCUUUAAGGAAAUCUGAUGUGACAGCAAGAUAUCCUGCAAGCAGAUUCACAUCAUUUUCCCGACUAUCUUCAGUUCCAGGUGAAAGUCUUCUCAAAGCUUCAACAAAUGCAAUUUCCACUGACAACAUUUUUGCUUUGGCAAAGAAGCAGGCAGCAAAAUCUUGUCACACUACGUACAUAAGUAAAAUGGAAUCUGCAAAUUUAAAACCUAUAGCCCCUGCACAGAGCAAAGAAUAUGGCCUGAACAUUGUGCAUGAGCGAAAAGGUGACAUUGUUGUUCUACGUGAAGUAAAAUGUGGAAAGUACAGUAGGUUUAGUGAAGUGAAAUGUGAAUCUGUACAGGCACGAAUCAAAAAGUUUCAGUCUUGAAAGUACAGAAAUAGUCAUUCACUCAAAUUCUUGUUUGAGAACUGUCCUGAGGCAACAAACAAGUGUAGUAUGUGUGUAUAACAAUUUGUACUAUACAGAUGCUAGUCAAACAAAGGACCAAAUUUUGUAUUAAUUUUGUAAAUAGUAUCCCAGAUACAUACAACUUAUUGUACAUUGUAGGUUUGUGGAAAUGCCUUUCACAAAUGACUGAUCGUAAUGGAAACGUGGACCAAUUAUGUACUAUAUGAAUAAUUUGUGAUAAUUGAGUGCAAGCAAAAGUUGAUCUGCAUGACUAUAAUAAUUAGUUCUGCAGUUUUCUAACUAGUGAAGUCUCCACCUAGUGCCAUGUUUUGGCAGGUCAGCAAUUGUCAAUAUUUUAAAUAUUGUAAAUAUGCAAGUUCCUAGAAUAUGUUUGUUGAAAAAUAUUUCACUGCCCUUGAAGGUGCUUUGUUGUUGUGAACAAAGUUUAUUUCAUGUCAAAAAAAGAAAAUCAGAGUGUGCACUGAAAAAUUGUAUUUAAGUGUUGUACUGAUAUAUUGUAAUUAUCUCUGAACUCCAUAUUGUGUUUACAUCAAUGUAAAAAUAUUUGAAUUUAUAACAAUGAAGAAUAUUUAUUUAUGUUAUUAUAAGUAUACAUUUUAUUAAAUAUUGCAGUGUACUCUGAAAUAAAGAAAUGAAUAUUU